Microplitis mediator is the source of this 2508-nucleotide messenger RNA. It is a transcript of the gene fws, whose product is annotated as conserved oligomeric Golgi complex subunit 5. NCBI's taxonomy places the organism in Eukaryota, Metazoa, Arthropoda, Insecta, Hymenoptera, Braconidae. The coding region runs from base 118 to 2424 and encodes 768 amino acids. The record is from RefSeq and is a predicted model, not a curated record. Gene Ontology annotation, cellular component: COG complex. Gene Ontology annotation, biological process: intra-Golgi vesicle-mediated transport. The transcript has 8 exons.
UAUUUAUCGCCACGAUUCAUAAUAAAUGAUUGUUGUAAAAAAAAUAAUAUUUUAUAGAUUUUAAUAUAAAUAAUAAAAAAUUAAUUCAUAAUAAUUUACAUGCUUAAAUAAUUAAAUAUGGGUGAAAUUGUUGAUCUUCAAAGUAUAGAAAACGACGAUUUUUUGAAACAAUUUUUAGACCCGAAAGCUCAAAUAAAUGAUACCAAUAAGUUGCUCACUGUUGCUCAACAGUUAAAUAAAUUUGGAAAAGCUUUAGAGAUAUUAGAUGCUGAGUUACAUCAAAUAGUUCUUACAAAUCAUGAAGAUUUAUUGUCUCAAGUAACAUGGGUUGAAAAAAUAGAAGGCGUUCUAUCUGUUAUGCAAACUCACGUUCAAAGUUUGCUGUCAUCAGUAGAACGGUUAAGGGCUAAAAUAAUUGAGCCAUUCAAUAAAUUAGAAUCACAAACAAUAAUCCUAACAAGACUCCAUGAAGCGUCAAAUCUGUUGAGAAAGGUCGGCCGAGUUCAACAUUUAUUGCAUUCACAAAAACUAGAUUCACAAAUAAAUAACGCAACACAAAGCUCUGAAAUAAUAAAAGCAGCUAAGAGUAUUCAUGAACUUGAGCAACUGAUGUUUGAUGAUGAUUUAAUAGGAUUAAAUUUAAUAGCUAAUGAUCAACAAGCUGUAAAAUCUCACAAGCUAACGGUUAAAAAGAUAGCAACUACUACAUUGUCACAGGGAUUAGAAUUCUCCGAUAAUGUUAAAGUUAGUACAGCACUUCAGGUAUUUGAAAAUUUAGGAAUUUUAUCUAAAGCCAUUGAGAAAACUGAAAAAUUAGCACUAUCAGAAAUAGAAAAAGUUGCUCGAGAAGCUUUAGAUGUCUCAUUACCAACUAAUCAAGAUUUAAUAAAAAGAGGUGGACCUGGUAGAGCGGCAUUACCAUCACCAGGUUCGUCUGGAAAUCUUCGUGUACGUCUUUGGGAAAAUCUUGAUCGUUUACUUCAAGAUACAUUGUACACCCAAUGCAUACAAAUUGAAUUUCUUGAAAGAAUUUUAUUAGAGCACUAUACUAAAGAAUUUGAAGGUUUAUCUCAAUCAUUUUGGAAUAAAAUAAUAACACUAUUAGCUAAAAUAUUUAUUGAACGUUCACAAGCAUCGUCUUUUAUAAAACAAGCAUUAGAAGGCGAGUAUCCAAAAUUUUUACGUGUAUUUUUGGAUUUAAGGAAACGUUUAAAAGAAAAAUCGCAGUUAAUUGGUACAUAUACAAUAAGUAAAGAUAUUUUAUCACCAUUUGAAAAUGCCUAUUUGUCACGUUCUGUUUCACGAUUAUUGGAUCCAGUUCAUACAAUGUUUUCGGGUGAUGCUUCACCAAGUCAAGAUGAAAUAGAUAGUUUAAUAAGAACAAUUACAAGUGAAAUAAGUGUUUCACUGGUUGAUGAAAAUCUAUCAACAGUUGUUGCACGUAAUGUGGGAAAAGCUAUAAGAUUAUUUUGUUUAAAAUGUGAACAAGGUUUAAUAACCAGCGGUGAAGCUAGCCAAGUUAUUGACUCACCAACAUCUGGACAAUUGACUAAUAUUAUAUUAGCUAAUUUAUUAUAUUAUCUUGCAACACAAAUGAAUCGUGUUGUCGCUAAUUUAGCGGGUAGUUUACCACAAGAAGGUGCUGUUAUUAUUGCUAAUGCUCUUGAGGAUACUAAUUCAUUGACUAAAAAUAUACUAGCUCCACUUAUAGCUUCAAUUACUGAUGCUAUUGAAAGUAUUAUAUUGACAAUGCAUGAUGACCCUGAAUUUCGAGAUCUUAAUAGUCCUCAGAUUCGUGAAAUUGGAUGUUCACUUUAUAUAAAAGAAUUACAAGGUUUCAUCAUGCGGACAGUUAGUACAUUCCUUGCGCCUUAUAAAAAUCAAACGAUUGUAAUUGAAUGCUGUAAUGCUGUUGCUUCAAGAUGUAUUGAAUUUUUUGUCCGUCAUGCCUGUUUAAUACGGCCACUAAGUGAAUAUGGCCGAGCUAAACUAAUUGUUGACUUUGCUCAGAUGGAAGUCGCUGUUGCUCCAUUGUGUCGAGGAGGUCAAUUAGGAAUGUUAGAACAACAGCAAUAUCGUACGCUGAGAGCUCUUAAAUCUUUGCUAACCCUGGGCCCGGAAAAAAUGGUUGAAAAAGUUGUGGAGAUGAAAGGUGAAGGUGGUGUACCACCUUCACUUGUUCUUCUUCAUCUUUUUUCAGGUGCUCCGCCUGAAUUACAAUCUCCACAUCAGAGCGCUGGAUGGUCAAUAAGUCGAUUAUCACAAUGGUUGGACAAUCAUCCAAGUGAAAAAGACCGGCUGACAUUAUGUACUGGAACUUUGCAACGUUAUGAAUUAAUUAUUAGACAGCGAAAUCUUCCCUCGUUUCAUCCACUAUUUCCUUUAAUGAUGAAGCUAGUAAAUUUAAGUGAUAACACCACAUAAAUAAAUAAUUUUAUCAAAAUAUGUAAAUAUUAACAUUAUUUUUAUUGAUUAUUAGUUAAUAAGUAACGUAUUUAUUAUAACUGA